AUGAAGAGGAGCACAACAGGCUUGGUGGCUCUCGGAGUCAUUCUCCUGUGCUUGACAUCCUCGUCGCAAGGCAGCAGAGUUCUCCAGCAGCUCACAGCUGUCAGCACCGGCGGCGGCGGCGGCACUUUCUCAAGCAAUCCAGGGGGCGGCGGUGCGAGGGCCAAUGCUGGAACCAGCAACAGCACGGAAGUGAGCAACAAUGCACGGCCGUUUGGCGGCGGCGGCGGCGGCGGCGGCGGCGGAUUGGUUCAGACCAGCCUGGGUGCAUCCAAUGGGUUCACCUGCGCCACUGCUGCUUGCGCUGUGAGGGGCUGA
Coccomyxa subellipsoidea C-169 is the source of this 315-nucleotide messenger RNA. RefSeq lists its product as hypothetical. The record is from RefSeq and is a predicted model, not a curated record. Bases 1 to 315 code for a protein of 104 amino acids. The transcript has 2 exons. Lineage: Eukaryota; Viridiplantae; Chlorophyta; Trebouxiophyceae; Coccomyxaceae.